AAUGUGCACUAAAAUAAAUACAAUCAAAGAAGGAACAAAUAAUGUAAGUAUUUCAUAAGAUUCAUUUAGGGGAGAAAGAACAAGGCAAGUAGGGAAGUGAACCCUUUCCAUAGGAAUUUCUACGGCGGUGCCGGUUUAGGAGAGAGUUGAAGGCGAAACACCGUUCACCGGAGAAAAAUGGGCGCCGGAGAGGAGCAACAACCGGAGCCAACCCUUGAGAACGUAACCACAGCAUCUUCCAUAUCGGCAAUUGCAGAGGACCUGCAGCGCACGGUUGUUCAAUCAAAGGAUUCUGCAAUUCGCUCUGCUCGUUCUCUCCAAGAGGCCUCUUCCUCCCAUAUCCGCUCCUUCCAGGAUUUUGUACCCCGGGCAACAUCACAGUUCAAAACUUACGAAGAUGCUUUUUUCCGCAAACUUACAGAUGAGCUUAAGAUAGCUAGGGAACACCCAGCUGCCACGAUUGGAGUUGCUGUUACAGCUGGCCUUCUCAUUAUGCGAGGACCAAGAAGAUUUCUCUUUCGCCAUACGUUGGGUCGAUUUCAAACUGAGGAGGCGAGUUUUUUAAAGGCUGAGAAGCAUGUAAAGGAGUUGAACCUUUCAGUGGACCUCAUGAAGAAUGAGAGCAAAAAAUUGCUUGAGAGGGCUGCUCUAGCUGAAAAGGAUAUGAAAUACGGCCACAACGAGCUGAUGAAUGCUGGAAGUCAAAUUCAACAUCUUUCAAGGUCAAUCUACAAGGCUGAAGCCCAAGCUGCAGAUUUGAUGGAUGGGCUGAGGGAAAUUUCUGGUAGGGAUGCAUUAAAACUUCGAGCAGAGGUGGCUUCGAUGACAACAUUUUUGAAGCGUCAAAGGACUUUGCUUGAAAAUAGGGCAAUGAAAGUCUCCGACAUGGGGAUUCCUCUAUGAUAAACUGGAGAUUGAGGUAUGGAGUAUGUAACUUGUUCCCUGCUAGCAGAUGCCUAUGACAAUUUUGAUCUUAAAUAAUUUCCAAAUGUGGGGCUUUCCUUCCAUCUGGAUCAAGUCUACUAGUAGGAAUAGAGUGAUUGUUGGAAAAUCCUUUUUUACUUGGAAACAUUUUACAUUUACAUUUCAUUUAUGGGUGUAUGAUCUUUGCACUAUUGAAUUGCUUAUUGCUUUGACUGAAUAUGAUUUUGAUCAUACACCAUUGAAUAUGAUUUUUUCAUGUGACUAAGGAUGUGUUUGAAAUA
This is a messenger RNA of Cucumis melo (muskmelon), 1205 nucleotides long. RefSeq names its product RGS1-HXK1-interacting protein 1. NCBI's taxonomy places the organism in Eukaryota, Viridiplantae, Streptophyta, Magnoliopsida, Cucurbitales, Cucurbitaceae. The record is from RefSeq and is a predicted model, not a curated record. The transcript has 8 exons. Bases 178 to 903 code for a protein of 241 amino acids.